Molecule: messenger RNA, 3913 nt
Organism: Meleagris gallopavo (turkey)
Lineage: Eukaryota; Metazoa; Chordata; Aves; Galliformes; Phasianidae
Gene: CILP
Product: cartilage intermediate layer protein
Source: RefSeq, a predicted model, not a curated record
CUUUGCAGGCAGCGCUGAGACUCGGGGAAAGCGCGGCUCCGCAAAUCCCUUCGGCUGCUCCCAGCCCGCGCUCCCUGGAACAGGAGGACGGGACUCUCUCCUUCGUUGGGGGUUUUAUGGUUUUUGUAGGUCUGAGGGACGUGGGACAGCUCCAGGUCCUUGAGGAAACUCCCAGUUACCUCUGGACAUGAUGCUGGUCACCGCAAGAGGAUGGGCGCUGCUGCUACUGCUGCUGUUGGGAGCCACAGCCAGUUCAGGUCAAAGGCUUGUAAGACAAGGCCUUGGCAGGAUCCAGAUAGGACAGAGAACCUUCAGACCGAUAGUGAUGCUCAGCCUAGAGGGUACAAGGAGCAGCUCCCAUCGGUUGGACCCAAUCUUCACCAGUGCCAGACGCACUGUUUUGGUGCAAGAUUCCAGAAAGUUUUUGUCUCCGUGGUCAAAAUGGAGCGAGUGCUCAGGAAAGUGUGGCCAAACUGGUGUGCAGAAGCGGACCCGAUCCUGCCUGGCGGAUCGCCUCUGGGGCGUGCACUGCAACGAAGUCAUGGAGGAAGGGCGGCUCUGCAUCGGACACGUAUGCUCAGGCUGCAACAUCACCUGCCCCAUGGGCCGCGUGAACGCUGACUGCGAUGCAUGCAUGUGCGAGGACGUGACCCUGCAUGGAAAGGUCUCCUUGGAGGAUGGUUCACCCGCAGACAACGCCCGGGUCUACUUGCAAGCCAACAAUCUCAAGCUGUUGACGACAGCUGACAAUAAGGGCACAUUUAGGAUUCCUGGGGUUUGUCCCGAUGGCAGAAACACUCUCAAAAUAAAGAAAGCCAAAUACACGACCGCAGCCAUCACUGUACCGGAGACCAACAGGAAGAACCUGGUGCUCCAAGUGCAGCUGAAGAGAUCAGGCAAACCCUAUGUUUUCAAGAGCCCUGAUGACAAGGCGAGGAGAGUGGGGCAGAGUGUGUCACUCUGCUGCAAUGCUGUAGGGACUCCGGCCCCAGAUCGAUAUCUCUGGUACCACAAUGGCUCCCUGCUGGAUCCUUCCAUAUAUAGAUACAAAAACAACUUGAUUCUGAAGAACCUGAACAGAGAGCAGGCAGGAGAGUAUUUCUGCAAGGCCAUCAGUGAUGGAGGUUCAGCAAAGUCCCAACCUGCCACGCUUUCUGUAAUAGGAAAACAAGAGGCAGCCUGCAGCUCUAAGCCCCAAAGCCACCUCAUUCGUCUUCCACACGACUGUUUCCAAAAAGCAACUGACUCAUUCUACUACGACGUGGGCAAGUGCCCAGCAAAGACCUGUGUUGGGAAGCUGGAUAAGGGACUCCGCUGUAAGGACAACAUCUCCUACUGCUGUGGGGUGUCUAAGAUGGAAGUGAGAGAGAUCCUGUGCGAUGGGUACACGCUCCCCACUAAAGUCGCCGUAGAAUGUGGCUGUAAAAAAUGCACCGAGACAAAAAUAACAGUUCGGGGCAGAGCUACAGCGGUGGAUAACGGUGAGCCACUGAGAUUUGGCCACAUCUAUAUGGGGAACAAGAGAGUGAGUAUGACUGGCUACAAGGGAACCUUCUCCAUCCACGUCCCACCAGAUACUGAAAGACUGGUUCUAACCUUUGUUGAUCGGCUGCAGAAGUUUGUGAACACAACAAAAGUUUUGCCAUUCAAGGAAAACGGAGGUGCUGUGUUUCAUGACAUUAAGUUACUACGAAAGAAAGCCCCUGUUACACUGGAAUCCACUGAAACGAGUGUAAUUCCUUUGGGAGAAAAGGAAGAUGAUGAUCCCAUUGCUGAAUUAGAAAUCCCUCCUGAUUCAUUUUACAGGAAGAAUGGAGAACCUUACAGAGGAAAAGUGAAAGCCAGCGUGACGUUUCUGGACCCAAGAGAACUCUCAACAGCACCUGUGACACAAAGUGACCUGAACUUCGUAGAUGACGAAGGAGAUGUGUUCCCGCUCCGCACCUAUGGCAUGUUUUCCCUGGACUUCACUGAUGAACAGGGCACCGAGACUCUUAAUGCAGAAAAUGUGAAGGUCCACUUAGACACUUCUCAGGUGAGGAUGCCAGAGCAUCUAGAAGAAAUGAAGCUUUGGUCACUGAACCCUGAGACAGGUUUAUGGGAGGAAGAAGGGGACUUCAACCUGGAGAAAAGCAGACGGCGCAGAAGAGAGGAGAGGACUUUUUUGGUUGGGAACAUGGAGAUCAAGGAAAGGCGGCUUUUCAACCUGGACGUCCCAGAGAGCAGACGGUGCUACGUCAAAGUCCGAGCAUACAGAAGUGAGAGAUUUUUGCCAAGCGAGCAGAUCCAAGGGGUGGUGAUUUCUGUUAUAAACACAGAGCCAGAGCCAGGGUUCUCUUCCAACCCCAGAGCAUGGGGCCGUUUUGACAGCGUGGUCACUGGUCCCAAUGGUGCUUGUGUGCCAGCCUUUUGUGACGAGCAGAACCCAGAGGCCUACGCAGCUUACAUUUUGGCGAGCUUGGGGGGUGAAGAACUCGAAGCAGUGCCCUCUGCUCCCAAACUCAAUCCUAAUGCUAUUGGGGUCCCACAGCCAUAUCUCAACAAGCUCAACUACAGGAGAACAGACCACGAGGACCCUAACACAAAGAAAACUGCAUUCAGAAUCAAUAUGGCCAAGCCAAGUCCAAAUUCUGCAGAUGAGAACAAUGGCCCUAUUUAUGCCUAUGAAAACCUGAAAGAAUGUGAGGAAGCUCCAUACAGCGCUGCUCACUUCAGGUUUUACAGGAUAGAGGGAGAUCGGUACGACUACAAUACUGUUCCCUUCAGUGAAGAUGACCUCAUGAGCUGGACCGAUGACUACCUGGCAUGGUGGCCCAAACCCAUGGAAUUUAGGGCCUGCUACAUCAAAGUCAAAAUUAACGGACCCCAAGAAGUGAACAUAAGGUCUCGCAACAUGGGUGGGACACAUCCACGCACCAUUGGCAAGCUCUACGGCAUCAGGGAUGUCCGCAGCAUUCGAGAUCCUGAGCAGCAGGACGUGUCAGCAGCCUGCCUGGAGUUCAAGUGUAGUGGCAUGCUCUUCGACCAAGACCGUGUGGACCGCACGCUCGUGAAAGUCAUCCCACAAGGCAGCUGUCGCCGGGAGAGCGUUAACAGCAUGCUCCAUGAGUACCUGGUGAACCACCUUCCCAUGGCUACCAACAACGAUUCCAGUGAAUACACAAUGCUGGCACCCCUUGACCCCCUGGGGCAUAACUAUGGCAUCUACACUGUCACUGACCAGGACCCACGGAUCGCCAAGGAAAUUGCUUUGGGCAGGUGUUUCGAUGGCACAUCAGAUGGCACCUCCAGAAUCAUGAAGAGCGAUAUCGGUGUUGCGCUGACUUUCACCUGUUCGGAGAGGAGCGCAGCAGAGCAAAGCUUAUUUGAGUCCCAGAGGAACUUAGGCCAGCAGUCCAUACAGGUACCAUCAAGGGAGAGCCCUGCAUACCAAAGGCCGGUGGGAAGCCGCCAGAUCACCCAAAGCAGAAUCCAGAUAAGAGGCCAACGUCCUUCCUCAUACUAGAGCUAUAGAGGAGCCUAGGUAAAGUCACUCACAAUUGAUUAAAAAAAAUUAUCUACCUGCAAAUAGCCUAAUUCAAACUAGGUAGUUGUCAGUAUUUUUGAGACAUUAUAUUUCCCUCCCACUCCCCUUUUUUUUUUUUGUUUUUGAGUUUUAUUUUUGCAUUACACCACAAAGGAAAGAUAUAAGGCAGUACUUGUAAGUGAACUCCUGCCUAAAAGUGUCAAAAAAAAUCUGAGAUAAAACAACUCCACCUGAUAGCCUAAAGGGAAAACUAAACACACAGUUCAAUUAAGUCACAUACAUAAGACAUCCUUCUAUUCUGCAUCUGCAGACUUUGCCAGCCCAAGUACCUAUAUAGUAGUUGGUAACAUGAAAAGGAAUAAACUGAUUUUCCCAUACUGAAUUCAA